AAAAACAGAGAAAUAAAUUACUUAACCAACCACUAACACAUAUCUCUCCCACUAUCUCCAUCUCUCCCUUUUUCUUAUAAAAUCCGAAAUUUAUCAACCAGAAUUUACUCUAUUGUUGCUGAUCAUUCUGAGGCGCAGAAAAUCAAUACAGAGACUUUAAAUAUGUUUCUUUGGCUUGUUAUUGUCUUAACGAUUUCAGUUUCUGUCUCUUCCCAUGAACACAAACUUAAUUGGGUAGUUCCUCCUGCAAAUUCUUCUGAGAGUUUCAAUGAUUGGGCUUCCAAUAAACGGUUCCAAGUCGGAGACAUCAUUCAAUUCAAGUACAGGAAAGACUCAGUGAUGCAAGUGACGAAGGGGAGUUACAAGCAAUGCAAUUCUUCGCACCCGAGAUUCUACUCGAAUACGGGCAAGACCAGAUUCAUGUUUGAUCACUCUGUGCCUUACUACUUCAUAAGUGGGACCUCUGGCCACUGCGAGAAAGGUCAGAAGAUGAUCGUCGAGGUCAUAUCUCUCGACCAGACCACUACCUCCUCUGCUCCUCCGGCUGCCUUGGCUGUUUUGUUAUGCUUAUUCAGCCUCUCUUUAUCUUUUGUAGCUUAGUAUCACGCGGUGCCUAAUAUGGGUUUGGUUUGCUUAUAGUUUGAUUGUAUUCAUCAUGACUUAUGUGUUCAUUUGUUCAAAUGGGCUUAUUUUAAGCUCCGACGGCCCAUGUCCAAUUCAAUGGGCUUGUUUCGUCCGUUUUAUUCUGUCUUCCCAGUUCGACAUAUACAUGUAGCUUUGGAGAUGGUUUUUAAAAUUUACAAGUUUUCUUCUUAA
Arabidopsis lyrata subsp. lyrata is the source of this 816-nucleotide messenger RNA. Its product is annotated as early nodulin-like protein 1. The record is from RefSeq and is a predicted model, not a curated record. Lineage: Eukaryota; Viridiplantae; Streptophyta; Magnoliopsida; Brassicales; Brassicaceae. Bases 163 to 600 code for a protein of 145 amino acids. The transcript is spliced from 2 exons. Gene Ontology annotation, molecular function: electron transfer activity. Gene Ontology annotation, cellular component: plasma membrane.